Batrachochytrium dendrobatidis JAM81 is the source of this 648-nucleotide messenger RNA. RefSeq lists its product as uncharacterized. The record is from RefSeq and is a predicted model, not a curated record. NCBI's taxonomy places the organism in Eukaryota, Fungi, Chytridiomycota, Chytridiomycetes, Rhizophydiales. Bases 1 to 648 code for a protein of 215 amino acids. The transcript has a single exon.
AUGAAACUAUCAAUCACCUUACUGUCAUCAAUCCUUGCUGUCUGCUCAGUCACGAUUGCCAAUCCAGUUGAUCCCAGUUCGACCAUGAGUGCUGAAGCUAGCACUUCGACAGCCUCUACAAGCGCAACUUCAACUGGUGAAUCUACCUCUAUCACAGCUCCUGGUCCAUAUGACCAAUAUCUGGCUGAAUGUUCUCCAAUUGGUGAGGACGGAAUAUUGCUGAUCCAGCAAUACGCAGAUGCUAAACGUAAAUACGACGAAGCAAAUAGAAUGGUCAGGAGGAAACGGUCCAAGAUUCAUAAAGAAGAAAAAAAGAUACUGGGUCUAAAAGAAGAACUUGACUCUAUGUGGACCAAAGCUUGGAGAACCAGAAACGCUUCAUAUUAUGGGAAAAAGAUCCUCGAGACUGAAUUCCAGAUUGAAGACAUUAAUAAGAUUAUCGAAGGCUUGAAAGAACAGCUGGAUGAAAUGCAGAAUGAACACUCGAGAAGGCACAGGAGAUUGGUCGAGUCGCAAUCAAAGCUUCAUGAUUACCUCUUGGAACAUGAUACAACUGGGGCAAUGACCACUGAUGGUCCACCAGAUCUGAAGUCAAUUCCCGGAUUUAUGAAAUGCUUCGGUAUUUUCUACAAAGGCUCGCCAUGGUGA